Molecule: messenger RNA, 9846 nt
Organism: Syngnathus typhle (broad-nosed pipefish)
Lineage: Eukaryota; Metazoa; Chordata; Actinopteri; Syngnathiformes; Syngnathidae
Product: solute carrier family 66 member 2
Exons: 15
Coding region: 1068-1883 (271 amino acids)
Biological process (GO): phospholipid translocation; retrograde transport, endosome to Golgi
Cellular component (GO): trans-Golgi network; endosome
Source: RefSeq, a predicted model, not a curated record
ACAGUCUUCCGCAUUCGCCAUCCAAGUGUGAACUCUAUUUAAAAGAUAAGCCUAUAUUGGUGUUAAAAUAAUUUCCACGUGAACCUCAAACGUAUUUCUUUUAGAGUAGACCAGACGUGUAUCGUGGAGGUAUGUUUAAAGUAUUUCCGAUUCGAUGUAACUUUACCUUGUUUACACUGUCCAGUCAUGAGUCCAUUGUUCCAAUCAGGUUUGCACAAGAGAGCGAUUUUUUAACCCUUUUAUUUCUAGCUAUGCAUUCGUCUAUUUAAUUAUUGACCACUACUAUAACGUUUUUAGUUUAUUUUAUUGUUUUAUAAGAGUUUACAUGUGUCUGAUGCAUCACUAUAAAUGUAUCUUUAGCAGUGAGUUUUUUUAAUUCUGGAUGUCAUCUAUUCUAAAACGCUUGAAUACACUGUAAUGUGACAAAUUAGUUACUGGUAAACGUUUUGUGUUAAUGAUUCACUAGUUCCCAACGAAUUCCAAUCAACGUGUUGCGUAAUCGUGCAAACUUUACCACAACUAACUGGUCACUUGUAGUUUAGUUUUGCUGAUUUAGAAACGCGUAGUUUUGUUAUUUGUUUUGUUUCGCUUGCGCUGAAGUAAUAAGAGUGAACUAUCUUGAUGAGUCAAACAUCUUUGGUUGCUCAAGUGACGUAAGACGUAUACAGGAAGUACCGGUCAAUACUGUCAGAAUCGAAAUGGUACUCGGUUGAUGGUAGGCUUGUCAAACUUUUCCCUCGCCAAAAUUGUUGUUAGUUAAACAUUUUCUCUAUUCGAAGCGUGACUUUAAUGAUGUUGGACGUUUUGACAUGGCGAUCAAAUGCAGCCUUAGUGCAAAACUAGUCACUAGCUUCAGUCCCUUUGUCCACCAUAAAUAGAAGCGACAACAGUGAAACUCCUAUUUUUAUUUUGUUUUAUUUAAAUUGCUCGGAUUAUUUACAAGAUUACAUUAUUUUUAUUCGUAACGAGUGAUCGGGUUUUUUUUCUGUCGUUAGCGGAGGGUGCGUCUGGAUUGCUCUGAUAACCAGCUUCAAUUGACGCAAGUACGAAUUUAGCUCCAAGUCACAAUGGAAGACGAAGCGUUUGCGCAGAUAGUGAGCGUAUUCAACUGGCUUGUGUCGUGGGUGGCGGCCGGUGCAAUGAUGUUCGGCGGGGUGGUUCCCUAUAUCCCGCAGUACCGGGACAUCCGGCGCACGCAGAACGCCGAGGGCUUCUCCACCUAUGUGUGCUUAGUCCUGCUGGUGGCCAACAUUCUACGAAUCCUCUUCAGGUUUGGCCACUACUUCGAGACGUUGCUUCUAUGGCAGAGCAUUAUUAUGAUCGCCACCAUGCUGGCCAUGCUCAACCUGUGCACCAACGUCCGUGUGAAUGCUGAACUCAACACCAAAAGGCGAUCCUUCCUAGCCUCAGAAAUUAAGGACGAGGAGGUACGAAUCCCUAAGAGGCUUUUUCUGGACUUUGACUGGAACUACUUUUGGUCGUGGAGCCGCUUCCUGGACUACGUUCAGUGCGUGGCGGCCUUCACGCUGACGGCGGCCUACGUCACCUACGUGCUGCUGGACUCGUCCGUUUACGUGGAGACGCUGGGCUUCUUGGCGGUCUUCUGCGAGGCCAUGCUGGGAACGCCGCAGCUCUACUGCAACUACCAGAACAAAUCCACGGAAGGCAUGAGCGUCAAGAUGGUAAUGAUGUGGACGAGCGGCGACACCUUCAAAACGGGCUACUUCCUCGUCACCCAAGCCCCCGUGCAGUUCUGGACUUGCGGCAUGCUGCAGGUCCUGGUGGACUUUGCCAUCCUGUUCCAGGUUUUCUAUUAUAGCUUCUACCCCCAAAAGCCCGUUUCGCACGCCGCUUCCCACACCACCAGCGCCAAAGCCCUCUGAGAUCCCAGCGUCAACGGGAAGAACUUUGACCGCACCGAUGCCUCGAGAACUUGUUACAACUAAACCGCGACAUGCUUUUGGAUAUUUCUAAUCUUUAAAACAGCACAGUAUGAAAUCGGCGCCAUUUAUCCAACUUGUUACAAUUUUGAUACUACGCCGGAAGACGGAAGGAUUGUCCCCACUACCCCUGACAUGAACCUUCACCCCCUAACCUGGAACUAAUCCAUACCGUGUCUUUGCACACUGUUGACUGAACUGAACCAAAUUUUAAGGUUCAGGCAUGUGGAUUGACUGUUGCACCCCCCCUCCCUCCUCCUCUGCCUUAAAAGAGCAUUACUGAAUAUAUCCUCCCCCCCCCUCCCCCCUCCCGCUGUUGCAUGCUGGUCAAUUCUAACCCUCGCCGCUCUCACGCUCCCCACGCUCCCCCUCGGCACACUCAAAGGACCCGAGACUAUUAAACUGGACCAAAUAGGACAAUGACCUCGGGGCGAUUUCUCAAAUGAGGAGUUAUCCUCGCUUCAACCCGCUUUUGGACUUGUACCCAGAAGGACCUCUUGAAGUAUUUACGUGUCAGAAGAGGCAGGAAUUAACGAAGCGAAGGGGCUUUUGAAUUAUGCUCAUUGCAAGCGUCAAAGACAUAUCUGUAUAUCUUCUCAGCCGUCAUGCUACCAGAGCAUUUGAUUGAUUUCCUGACCCCCCUGCCAACUUCAUAACUCCCCUUCCUUGUCCAUCUCAUUUCCUGGAGCUGUGUUCCAUAUCCAUCUUCUUACACGGAAAUUCAUUUCCUGUUCUGUGGAGCUGGGCGUGAUCCACCCACAUAGGCAAUUCCCCCUUUUUGAUAUUAUUUCCAAAUUCAUUUCUUGCAGCAAAAAAACACCUCGUACAACUCAAUAUCCAAAUUGUCUUUUAAUCGUUUUCUCUUUGCUUUACAUGCUUCUAUUCAAGCGUAUCUUGUUACCUCUAUAUUAUCUACCAACAAUAGAGUCGAAAAAAAAAUUGGACCAAAUAGGCUCAGCCGGUGUUUGUUUUGCAGAACAGCCGCCAAAUGUUUGCUUGUGUUGUGCAAUUAUGUAUUGAAUUUCAACAUGUUAUACUACAAAUGUGCUUUGUGUUCAAUUUCUAGCAAAUAUUAAAAGCAGUUUUAAAGCAAUUAUAAAGCUCCACCUAACUCCCAACCUGAACUCUUUCCGUAUUAGGAGCUGUGACAUAUUUAAAAGAACCAGAACAGGCUUACAUAAGUGAAUUGUGCACAAACUGUCAAUUUUGAAAGUAGCUCGCGAGUUGCGAAGACAAAGUCAGUCAGUUGGAAACGGCGCCCAAAAAGUUUUCCUCUUUUAAAACCACUGCUUCAAACAAGAUCAAUUUUAACAGUGGGAACUUUACAGAAUACUCUCUAUGGGGGUGGCAGAAAAAAAAGAUGUUUUUGAAUGGAUCAAGACGUUCAUCCUUGCUUUCAUCGUUUUUAUUUCUGCGGAUAUGUUUGUUUGAAGGGCACCGAUGUGAAGUGUGCGUGUCCAUGAGGCGAAUUUAUUCCGUGUAUCUGGAAACCUUCACCUCAAAGGAGACGCUGUCACGGUUUAUCAAAGUUGCCCACAUCACACGGCGAAACAUUUAUUAUUAACGUGCUGGGGAAAGAAACACGGGACAAAACAAUUUCAAAUAUUCUUAAGCACAGCAGCUGUGUAAUGAAGUGUUAACCCGACAACUUCCUGCGCCGGAAUUCAUUCGAAUCUUUAUUUUGUUCUUUAAGGGAGGCUCUUUUAAAAACAAAAUACAUUCCAGGUCGUUUCAUUCCAACCGUCCUUUUUAAACAAUAAAUCAAAAGUGUUUAUGUGCAAUAGUAUGCAUGCGUUGCCUUAAACAUGCCUGCGUGAGAUUUAAAAAAAAAAAAAGCUUUUUUUCUCCUGACAAGGCACUCCAGUCACACAAAAUCACAAACUGCCCUCACCGUUUGAGGGAAACCAUUAUUUCAACACCUGACUCGGCUCAAAGCGAGUCAGCUGUUUUUGUUUCUGCUGCCCGCCCGAGGGGCUUGUAUCAAAAGGCUUUUGUACUUUCUCUUUUGUCCUUUGUGCAACGGCCUAGCUGUAAAUAUGACUAAAGGGGUUGUCAGCGACUGAUACGCACCAAAAAAAAAAAAUAAAAAAACAUUCUUGAAUUCCCUGAAAUAUUUCACCAUUUGAUUUUUUUUUGCCAUUUUUUUUUAACAGUAAACAAGACUUUUUUUUUUUUCUGCCGCCUUGUGGCUGAUAAUUAGCUUGGCACGCUGAGCGCAUACUCAAUGUGAUAUUAAAUCAGUAGCGUCAAUAAUUCCUUUUCUCUCUCAAUCAUUCUGCUUUACAAACAAGACGGUGAAAUAUUUAGUAUUCGGAUGAAGGCUCAGUAGCCACGAGUGACUUAAGCCGUAGGCUUCUUUUUUUUUUUUUUUUUUUUUUUUUUUUGGUGAGACAACACAACAAGAAAAAUUACAUGGCAACUGUGGUGACACCACACACACAAAUGAUGAAAGCUAGUUAGCUUAGCUUGUAAUUGGCUAUCCUUCCGUGUCAAGUUAAUAUUGAUAUACUCCGCCCAAUGUUGCUUGAACUACAGUAAGUAUUUUUUCGAUUGUACCAAACUAUUUUGAUCGUAAGAUUGGUAAAAAAAAAAUGCUCAAUUUAGUCUCGCUUGUUGUCUGUGUCCAUCUUAAAAUGUCUCAUCCUUUCUUCUCCUGGAUAGUUAUUAAUUUAUCAGCCAUGGUUCCAAAGUUUGGUCCAAGCAGAAACUCCAACUCAAGUCCUUGAAGAGCAGACGUUUCCCUAGAAGGACCAGUUAAGUGCAGGCUUGCUCCCUUUGCAGAGCCAUGGACUUCCUUCUUUGUACGGCUGAGAUGGCAGCCUCGCUGGGGCCGCGGUAGCUGUCCAUCUCUUGGGAGUCCUCGCUGUUCUGCGACUUGGUGCUGUCUUGCGAGUCCGGCUUCUGCCUCAGCGCUCGGUUCUGCUCCUCCUUCAGUUCCACGUAGGACCUGGAGAAGGUGUGAAAGAUGGACGUGACGGGGAAAGCCAUGAGCAGGAUGCCGCUCAGGAUGCUACUGAGCGCCACAACCUGGCCGGGGAUGCUCCUGGGCACCAUGUCUCCGUAGCCCACCGUGGUCAUCGAGAUGACCGCCCACCAGUAGCUUCCAGGGAUGCUGGUGAACUCCUGCUUGGCGCCCAACUCGCUUUCGGCGAGGAACACCAGCGGGGAGAAGAGCGCCAUGGCCACGCACAGGAAGAGCAGCAGCAAGCCAAACUCCCGCGCGCACCUCCUCACCGUCAGGCCCAACGUCUGCAGGCCCAGCGAAUGACGGGCCAGCCUCAUGACGUAGAAGAUCCGCAGCGCCCGCAGGACACGCAGGACCAGGCCCACCUUCUCCAGGUAGUUGUUCCCGGAGCCCGCCGGCUUGCCGCCCACCGACAGCGAGUCGACGAUGAGCGUGGUGUAGUAGGGCAACAGCGCCACCACGUCGAUGACGUUGAGCGGCGUGCGCAGGAACAUGCACUUGCUCUGGGUCUGGAUGAAGCGCAGCACAAACUCCAGGGAGAACCACGCCACGCACACCGUCUCCAGGACAAAGAUGUUGAAGCACCUCUGGGAGCACUCCCCCUGCAGGGUCAACCCAUAACGACAUAAAAGUCCGGCAUGGUGCUGAUGCAGAGCGUGACGGCGGUGAUGGCGACAAACAAGACGGACAGGCAGGCGAAGAUCUUGCCCGGGAUUCCCGAGUGGGGGUUCUCCACCAUGUCCCUCAGCCUACGCAUGCAGCCGCCCUCAGGCGCGUCGUCCGGGCCGACGGCCGACUGGCAGCUCUCCUCGCUGGGCGGGGGAGCCACUGGCUCGUUCUCCUCUUCCUCAAGCCUCCGCAUCUCCUUGUACUCCUCCUGGCGAAGCCGCAGCUUCCUCAGGCAGCACCAGUCCAGUUUGUUCUCCUCCACGCCCCAGUAGAGCAGUUCCUCCUGGAAGGACAGGGCGCACAUCUCCCUGAGCAGCCGCAGCUUGCCUGCCGCCAGGAAGGUGACGAUGGUGCGGAAGGCCGACGGGCUGCGGUCGAAGAAGAACUCGUUGCGGCUUCCGUCGUAGUCGUCGCACACGUCCAUGAUCUCGGCUUCGUUGCUGCAACCCCGAAGCUUCCCCAGCCUGGUCAAGGGAAACUCGUCCAAGGUGGACCAGGGGAUGCGGUACUUGAUGCCGCCCACGUUGAUGAUGGCCACCGCGUCAUCGGCGUCCGUCUGGCGGGCUUGCGGCUUGGCCAGGCGUUGGGCCCGCUUGUAGAAGACACCCUUGUUGGCGGACACCUCCUGCGGGUUCUGCACCCGCUUGAAGUGGAAAGUGGUGAACUGGCGAUCGGCGCUGCCGGCCAGGAAAGCCACCUCCUGGUACAUGGCGGCUGCGUUGCUUCACGACGGAGGGCAAUAGGGUCGCGGCUCGUCAGCCAUUCAGCAACACGCCGCCGCUCUGUCGCCCACGCACAAACACAACGGCGCCUGCGUCAAGAAACUGGUCCUCUCCGCUCAGAGCGCCAGACGAAUGGCGGCAGGCAAAUGAGGCCGAGAGAGAUUGAUGCAAAAUAACCGUUGAGUGCUGCUGCAAUCGUCCGAGAGAGGACUUGUCACAUGAGAGCCUUUGACCAUCUGCCCCCACUGAGAGGCUUCGGACAACUUUAGAAAGGUCAGUGUCCAAUUGUGUUUAUGUUAUGUCGAAGGAUAUUGCACAAGCACGAUAAUAAACAUAUCAUUACUUUGGCAACAAUGACCAUGCAUUUCAUUUUUUUAAUUUUCAUUGUAUUUUUAAAAAUCUUGCAAUUUUUUUUUAAUAAUAAAAUCACUGGCCAUACUUCUAUUUUUUUCAAAGUCCAUUUUUUUAUAUUAAUUGCAAUCGUAGUAACUUCUAUGAAUAGUUUAUGGGUCAGAUGAUUGGAGGGCAGUUGUAUUAAAUAAUUCAGUCAUUAAAAUUAGGCUAACACUUACAAGGGUGACAAAUGUGACAAACUCUCUGUGUCCUCCGCAUGCAUCACCACACGCACGCACACACCCACUAUGCCGUCAUGUCUGUGCUCCGUUAAAAGUGUGCAUUUGUCUUCAUUUAUGAAGAAAUGUGUCCUGAUGAAGCCUCACAGGACUCAUCAAUUGAGCGCAUCCAAGUCGGAGCAGCGCAGAAAGUAGCAUCGGUGUGCACCAUUAACCCUUGUCUGCAUGUUAUUCAGCUCUCAAUUGACACGUCACACUCCGAAAAUCAUUUUGACUCCUUUCAAAGCGGGCAUUUUCUCAGAUUCACGCGUAAAAACAAUUGUCAAUGCAUUAAAAAGGGACAAAGGCGACUCACCCAGCUGGCCGACUCCGCGUCCAUCUGCUUCAACGUGUUCCACGCGCAGGCGUCAAGGCGUCGCAUGCCGCCAAGUUUCCCACGCACACGCCACGGGAAAACAGGGGGGAGGAAAGCAAGGCGAGCGCCGGCGAGUCCACCCAGAUGCGCAUUUUACGCGCACGAAGCACACGAGGAAAAACCGCACUCACACAUGCGUUCACAGAGUUCCGCUUUUUUCUGUCACGCUCCUUCACAAAGCUCAUCUGAGCGUGGACACAAAGGGAAAAAGGGAAAAGCAGUUUCCAAGAGGGUGAUGCUUCUCCCUGCGCUGUGUGCGCGCAUGUGUGUUCAGCGUCAUUGGGGUUGUUUGUCAUCCACUUCCUCUCUCUUCACUCCAAUUAAGUGGCAGACAUACUGUCAUUUAAAAGAGCUCUACUGUACAUGUAGAGAUUCACCAUUUAAAAAAAAUCUUGAGCCACUUUUGCGUUUUAAUUAUACAAUGUCACCUUGUUACAUAAGGCAUUUAACACCAAACCCAUCGUGGUACAAUGGUUAGGGCUGCAGGCUAGAAAUUGGGAUACGCUGGUUCGAAUUCUACCUCAAUUCCAAUUAAGUCAUCUAGUGCUUUCAUUUGCAGUCCAACAGCAUAUCUUUUACAAACAGGAACCGAUGUCUUGAUAAGAAAGAAAAAAAAGGGGGUUGCAAAGGGAAGACAGGGUUGGAGUUUGGGGUGUAGUCACAAAGUCCACAGGGAACAUAAGCCGUGGAAGUUGACCAAAUCACAAUGAAUGCCAGCCACCUGCCUCAGUCAUUCUUUGGUUAGUCUGGACGUAUGCAUGAUGUAUACUUAAAAGAAAUUCCCACGGCCAGAUGGACGAAUGGUAUAUACUUGCGCCAGCGUUUGGGAGAUUUUGGUUCGAGACCCGCUCGGUGUAAAAUGUACUUAAGAAAAUCCGGCUGCAAGCAUCGAAUCCGUGUCUGUUGGAUCCAGGUCCAAGCCUUUAACCACUCGGCCAGUUGAGAUGAAGGUGUUCAGGCAAUUUAUGUCUUUAAAUCCUAAGUCCGGACACGUACCCGAUAAAUAUGAGUAAAAAAUCCGAAAUCUCAGGUAAAAAAAUAGCCGAGUGGUAUAAGACUUGGUCUUGUAACCAGGAGACUGCGGUUCGAGACCUACUCCGUCAAACAUUUUCAACUGCGUGAGAUUCGAACCCCAGAUUCCUGAAUUCAAGGCAAAAUGUUUAACCAUUCGGCCAACGGGACUUUACAUCUAUGAUUGCGAUUAGUUUGUAUUUAACACUUACCAGACAAGCACGUGCUCAACACUAAAUAAAUAAGGAAAACGCACAUCACGUUGUCAACAAGCCGUAGUCGAGUGGUUAACGACGUGGUCUCCCGAUGGACGAGUUUCGGGUUCGCGGCCAGUCGCAUUCUAUUAUUCGAACAGAUAGGAUACGAGUUCUUUUUUUUUUCUCCCCCUCACCAAUUAAUGACGUCAUCACCCCAAAAGUAUAAAAGACGUCAAAGAGCGACACUCAUUCUUUCACCUCUGAGCGUCACGUCGUGCUGGUCCACCUGCACGCGGCUCUCCACAACGGCACUUAAAACUUCGAUAAGGUAAGCGUUCAUUAUACCGCUGCCUUUAAAAACUAACUGCUAUGUUCUCUUUCAGCGUCGACUUUUACUUUGGACGUGCUUACGAGUGCUAACGUGCAAGCUAAAAUGUUUGCACGAGCGUUGGCAGCUAUCGUCUUCUACGACCUUAAAUUGCAUCAAACAUUUACUUGGUGCACGUGUCGAACAAAAUCGUCUCAACGACAGCGCCGUUCAGCCGAAGAUGCAAAGCUUCAGAAUUGGCCUCAAAUGGCUUGACGUCCUGUGCUAUUAAGUUCCAAAAUGGUCGACUUGCGGCGCUUUGAGGCAUGACUUCACUUUUACAGGCCACCAAGCUGCGGUUGGAGAGAAGUCCAUUGCUGCUCAGCUCUUCACUGGUGGUGCCAAAGAACCUGCAUCCUCCAGCAUAAAUCGACUGGUGGUGCUGGUGCAGGGGAAAUGAGGAGUUGUGACCAACCUCCUGUCCAACAUGCUAACAGUGCCGCUUCCAGUAAGGGUGCCACCAAGACCUGUUGUCCAAAGUGAAUAAUUCUCAAACUGCAGAAGAUCGUCAAGGCUGCCUCCAUCUUCAAUGUUCAAGUGCAAAUAAAGCAGUCUUGGCAAAUUCUGGUUCAGAAUUGCGAACCGGAACCUUCUACAGAAUAAACAGAUUCCUUGAGUGCUCCGCUGGUAAGAGAAGCAAGGCACAAUUCAUUUCAGAUAACAUGUUUCUACACCUUAAAUUCUUUUUCUUUUUGUCAACACUGAAUCCCAUGAACUUCUUUCACACUGGUAAGUUGUUGCUUUUUCUGCACCAAAUGUUGACCUACCUUUUUGACUUACAGAUCUUUUUGUCUUAACUGCAGACAUGGACUCAUCUCCACUGGUUCCACUGGCUAACCACUUCACCACUCGUCCCACUGGCCGACCACUCGUCUCACCGGUUGACCACUUCACCACUCGUCAACGAGCAGACUGCCAUCCUACUUGAAACUGUUUUAUGAUUGAAUGUUUACUCUGCAAAAGAAAUAAAGUUUGAUUACAAAGAAUA